Molecule: messenger RNA, 2334 nt
Organism: Cannabis sativa
Lineage: Eukaryota; Viridiplantae; Streptophyta; Magnoliopsida; Rosales; Cannabaceae
Product: scarecrow-like protein 23
Exons: 1
Coding region: 506-1870 (454 amino acids)
Biological process (GO): leaf development; bundle sheath cell fate specification; regulation of DNA-templated transcription
Cellular component (GO): nucleus
Molecular function (GO): sequence-specific DNA binding; DNA-binding transcription factor activity
Source: RefSeq, a predicted model, not a curated record
AAACUUUAGUUAAUUAAUCAAAAGAUUAAUCAUAAUCUAUGAAUAGACUAAUUAAAUCUAACACCCUUUAUCUUGACUUUUGUCUUAACCCCUUAACCCACACAUAAUAAAACGAACAAAACGACACAACCCAAACAAAACACACACACACUUUAAUUAUUAAUAAUAAGUAAUCAAUUAACUUGUUAUUAUUAUUUUUAGUAACUCAUCUCAAUAUCAUUAUCAUAUUAUCGUUUUUCUGAUCCAACAAAACGACUACUAAAAAGUUACCAAACUUUCUGUCACUUUCUCUCAAUUUUCUCCCCCUCAAUUUUCUCUCUUCCCAAACACCCCUCUUUCUUUCUCUCUCUCUCUCUCUCUGACAAAAAGCUUCUGCAACUCUCUACAGCCUUUGCCUGUUUCUUUCUUCUCUUGAUCACUUUGUUUUGUCCAUUUCUCACCAAAACUUUCCUACCACUAUUGAUUCUCUCCCUCUCUUUCUCUAUCCUACGUCUGAUUUUUGAUCAUGCUUCAGAGCUUAGUCACUCAAUCUCCAUUACACAGUACUUCGAAUCCAAACUCCGACCCUUCUAAUUCCUCCUCGUCCAUGAAGACCAAGCGUGUCGAACGUGAACUUUCAGCACCCGGCGAAACUGUCUCCGAAGACCCUUCCACCAAAAGGCCAGCUAACUCAGCCAGAAAUUUCUCCGACGACGCCACUAUAUCCGGUGACAAGGCGGUCAACGAUCAAGAGGAGGAACUCGUUGUCGAAGGCGAGUCAAGCGGUCUGAGACUCCUCGGGCUUCUCCUUCAAUGCGCCGAGAGCGUAGCUAUGGAUAACCUCAACAACGCCGGUGACCUACUCCCGGAGAUUGCUGAGCUAUCCUCCCCUUUCGGAACGUCGCCUGAGCGCGUGGGAGCUUACUUCGCACACGCUCUUCAAGCGCGUGUGAUCAGCUCCUACUUGGGAAGAUACUCACCGCUUACUACCAAAACCAUAAACCUAACUCAGUCCCAUCGGAUCUUCAAUGCUUUGCAGUCUUACAACUCUAUCAGCCCCUUGGUGAAAUUCUCCCACUUCACGGCGAACCAGGCGAUCUUCCAGGCACUGGACGGCGUGGAUCGCGUCCACGUCAUCGAUUUGGAUAUAAUGCAAGGCCUCCAAUGGCCAGGAUUGUUCCACAUCCUAGCUUCCCGGUCGAGGAAGAUCAGGUCCAUGAGAAUCACCGGGUUCGGAUCCUCCACCGAGUUACUCGAGUCGACCGGGAGGAGACUCGCCGAUUUUGCAAGCUCACUCGGUCUCCCUUUCGAAUUCCACCCGCUAGAAGGGAAAAUCGGAAGCAUCACCGACCCGAGCCAACUGGACGUGAGGCCGAACGAGGCCACGGUCGUCCACUGGAUGCACCACUGCCUGUACGACAUCACAGGGAGCGAUUUAGGCACGUUGAGACUGCUGAGUUUGCUGAGACCGAAACUAAUCACCAUAGUGGAACAGGACCUCAGCCAUGGCGGAAGCUUCUUAGGCAGGUUCGUGGAGGCCUUGCAUUACUACAGCGCGUUGUUCGAUGCGUUAGGAGACGUAUCGGGUGCGGACAGCCUAGAGAGACAUAUGGUGGAGCAGCAGUUGUUUGGAUGUGAGAUUAGGAACAUCGUGGCCGUGGGUGGGCCGAAGAGGACUGGCGAGGUUAAGGUGGAUAGGUGGGGUGAGGAGCUUAAACGGGUCGGGUUUAAACCCAUUUCGCUUGGCGGUAACCCGGCCGCCCAGGCUAGCUUGUUGCUUGGGAUGUACCCUUGGAAAGGAUACACAUUGGUAGAAGAAAGUGGGUGCUUGAAAUUGGGUUGGAAGGAUUUGUCUCUGUUGACUGCGUCAGCGUGGCAGCCGUCCGAUUGAAAUACUUUUUUAUUUUUUAUCAUUUUUUUAGAUCAAAUAUAUAUAUAUAGUUGAUUUCUUCGAUAGUAACAACUAAUCGAUCGUAUCAAUUUUCUUGGUGGAUAUGAUUGAGAUUGUUUAUCGGAUUUGGUGAGAUGCAAUUAAUAUGGAUCAGGGCCGUUGAUUUAUGCAUACGAUGCUGGUGAUCAUGAUGAUGAUGAUGGAUGGUUUUUAAGAACAAUAUUAUGGAUGAUCUCAUCUUGGCUUUGUUGCCCUUUUGUUACUAUUUGAGGAAUUGUCUCGUUCCUUAUGGUAACCUCCCUUUUAAUCUUCUCCAAUAGGGGAUUUUGAAUGUUUAGACAGGGAAAAAAAAAAGAAAGGUUCUAACAUUGGUAUUGUAUAAUUCUUUCAAGGUGAACACAUGUAGUUACUUUUUUUUCAUUUAUUUUUUAAAAGAAAAGUAAGAAGAAAGGAGGUUGGAGAAA